This is a messenger RNA of Nerophis lumbriciformis (worm pipefish), 1746 nucleotides long. It is a transcript of the gene kcnj1a.1, whose product is annotated as potassium inwardly rectifying channel subfamily J member 1a, tandem duplicate 1. Gene Ontology annotation, biological process: potassium ion import across plasma membrane; regulation of monoatomic ion transmembrane transport. Gene Ontology annotation, molecular function: ATP-activated inward rectifier potassium channel activity. Gene Ontology annotation, cellular component: plasma membrane. The record is from RefSeq and is a predicted model, not a curated record. NCBI's taxonomy places the organism in Eukaryota, Metazoa, Chordata, Actinopteri, Syngnathiformes, Syngnathidae.
AUUAGACGCGGACACACCUCGAUUCUGUUAUUCAGGACCAAAGAGCUGGAGUUUUGAGAUCAACAUUUACCUGGAUGUGCCUUCAAAUCUCUAGAGGUCUUGGACUCUUAGAAAAUGUUUGGACCUUUUGACAAACACAUCCAGAGCUACCUGUCUGAGAGAAAGUGUCGCAGGACCAGACUGGUUACCAAAGACGGUCGCUGCAACAUCGAGUAUGGAAACAUCAAGUACAGCAAUCACUUUGCCUUCCUAGCCGACUUCUGGACCACGUUCGUGGAGAUCCGAUGGCGUUUUGUACUCUUCUUUUUCAUUGCGUCGUUCACCUUGAGCUGGUUCAUUUUUGGCCUGCUCUGGUACUGGAUUGCCCGCAGUAACGGUGACUUGACGUGGCAGUCGCCCCCUGUGGAUCAUAUGCCUUGUGUUGACAAUGUUGUCGGACUGACCACGGCAUUCUUGUACUCCCUUGAAACCCAAACGACCAUCGGUUACGGUGGUCGGGCGCUCACCCCGGUGUGCCCUGGCGCUGUAGCCCUGCUCAUCAUCCAGUCUCUUCUGGGAGCCAUCAUCAAUUGCUUCAUGUGUGGAAUCAUUUUGUCCAAAAUCUCCUCACCUAAAAAGAGAGCAAAGACCAUCACAUUCAGUGACAUGGCUGUCAUCAGCCCGAAGAAUGGCGCUCUCUGUUUGUCUAUUCGAGUGGCCAACCUUCGCAAGACCUUGAUGAUAGGAAGCCAGAUCUACGGCAAGCUGCUGAGAACAACCAAUACAGCAGAGGGCGAGACAAUCAUCAUGGACCAGGUCAACAUAGACUUCACAAUGGACGCCGGAAAGGACAACCUUUUUUUUGUGUGCCCGCUCACACUUUAUCACGUCAUUGACAAAAGCAGCCCCUUCUUCGAGAUGGCGGUGGACACGCUCCACAAACAAGAAUUUGAACUGGUCGUCUUCUUGGACGGGACCGCUGAGUCCACCAGCUCCUCCUGUCAAGUUCGGACCUCCUUUAUCCCCCAGGAGAUCAUGUGGGGCUUCAAUUUUUUGCCUAUCAUCUCGCGAAGCAAAGAAGGUAAAUACAGGGUGGAUUUCUCCAACUUCUCUAAAGUGGUGCCUGUAGCCACUGCACACUGCGCCUACUGCUUCCACAACAUCAUCGGGCAUCACCUCCACUCCAAAGAUGGACUCGACAACCAGGGUUUCGAGGUCAUUGAUAUCGACGAUCCUGCAAAUAUCACCAAGAUGUAACACAUCAGAGACACCAGGAACAACAUAUUGUUUUACCUCUCCUUAUGUAAGAAAAGUAGGUGCAGUGAACAGUUUGCUCACUCUAGGUCAAUUGCACCGUGCUGGUGUUUUCUGAUUAGUGCUAAAAUUGGGUGCAUUUUGAAAAUAUACUUCCGGUUACAGUUUUAAGUAUGAAAUAUGCUACGGGUUAUUGCCAUAUUUCAAAACCUUUGUUGCAUGUGUCAUCAUUGCAAACCGACAGCGGACUCAGCCAGACAACCUCUUGGUAAAUGUUACAAUUUGCCAUGCCAACAAAGUAAGAAGGCUCUAAGUACAGUAAGGCUUCACUCUUCAACACGAUGCUAAUUUGCAGUGGAUUUGCUAAAAACAUGCAACCCAUGAACAUUAGUGACUUUAAAUGACAAUUUCAAGACCUAGUAAAAGACUCAGAAAUUAAAAAACAAAAAGAAAAUAACAACUUGAUAGCACAGCUGAAUGUUAAAUGUUUAAUAUAUAUAUAAAUGUGUGUGU